AUGGGGGCCCCCAACUCCUCGGGGUCCCCAGAGGGCCUUGGGGGCCCCCCACAGCUUAUGCGCGAAGAUGUUAGGAGCCAAGGGGCCCCUGGGCUGGAAUCGUCUUGUGCGGAGAAGGGAUCGUCUUGUGACGCGCUGGGAUCGUCUGGGGAUCCGGCUUUGGGUGCAUUUGAAUCCUUUGCUGAGGCACGUAGCGGGGGUGGCAGCAAGGUACGUGAUGAAGCAACGGGGAAAUAUGUGUUUCAAACGUUUCGGCAGCAGCUACAGCAGCAGCUGCAGCGCGGGCAGCCAGGGGCCCGGCACCUGUCCGCCCUCGAUAUCGUGGAGAUUUACAACAAGGCAGAGAGAAGGCCUUGGAAAAGACUGAAGGAAGGGGCAGAUGAUCAAGAGGCAGAUGAGUCCCGCAAGCGCAUUGAGACGGAGGCAAGUGAUUUUGCACGGCUUGUGGGCCUCAUAUUGCAAGGAGUUGAGGCCCGAGGGCGUGGGCGGCAGCUGUUAGUACACCUCAGCGGCUUCGCUGCAUCUCUGCCACUGCUGCUGCUGCAACGUGAAGAAGUGCUGCAGCUGCUGCUGCAGCACCUGCGGAAUGAAGACACAUACGGCAUCGUGCUGCAGCUGCUGCCUGCCCUAGCCAAGGACCUGCGGCAAGAGUUCCUGGGCUACUUUCAGAGAUGCAUCGGGGCGCUGCAUCUUUUGCUGUUUGACCUGGAAAGCCGCCACGACGCCGACGGAGUUCAGAAGCUCUUUCAGUGUCUCACGCAGAUAUUCAGAUAUCUGCACAAGUACCUCGUAUUGAACAUGGAGGACUUUCUGGACAUCAUGCUGCCGCUGCUGCUGCACAGUGCGCCACCUGGGGCCUCACAGAAGCGCAAGCGGCCGCAGGCUGAAGAGCAGCAGCAGGAGCCACAACAGCAACAGCAGCAACAGCAGCAACAGCCGCAGCAGUCUGAUGAGCAGCAGCUCACCAGCCAUCAGUCGCAGGACCAGCACCAGGAGCCGCGGCAGCCUCCCCUGAAACGCAAGAUGAAGGAGAGGCAGCAAAAAGAGUCUGUUAAACGACAGGUUCAUAGGCGGCUGCGCCCCCCUCAGAAGCAGCGGAAAGAUACAGCUGAGGUGAAGAUCUUCGGCAGCUCGCUUAUGGCCGCCCAAGCUGUUGCAACGGUCAUAAGAAGGGCUGCACGAGACGAAGAAACUUUCUAUGAUUGUAUUGCCUCCAUUACGGAGUAUUUUCUAGUGGCAGGGAGGGACCUUUGCCUUUCCCAUGUCGUUCAACAGCAGCUGCAGCAGCAGCUGCAGCAGCAGCUCCAACAGCAGAUGGAACAGGCAGCUGAAAAAGCAGCUGAAACAACAGCUAAAACAACAGCUGCAACAGGAGCUGCAACAGAAGCUGCGACAGAAGCUGCAACAGCAGCUGCAACAGCAGCUGCAACAGAAGCUGCACCAGCAGCUGCAACAGCGGCUGCAACAGGAGCCGCGUCGUGCAGCCGUUACUGCCUCCCUCCCCCUGUGCUCGUGGGCUGCUGCACCUUAGCGGACGCAGCUGCUUCAUGGUUUUCCUCUUCUCCGAGGAGCAGCGGCAGUUUUGAUGCAUACAUUCAAAAGCUGCUCGAGACUCUUCUACCCUUCUGUGUGUCUGCAUCUGGAGCCACCAGUGCAAUCAAGGGGGCCCCCUCAGCUUCAGCGGCCGGGGGAGAGCCUCAGCUGCAGCAGCAGCAGCCACCUGCGCUUCCCCCAUUGCUGCAGCCGCUGCUGUGGAAUUUCGGUUCGAGUUCAGACUGCAAUGCAACGGUUGCAGCAGCAGCAGUUGCUGUGCUGCUGCCUUGCAGCCUCCUUCGGGUCAUCGUCUGUGCAUGGAGGGCUCUGUCUGCCAGCUACACAAAGGCCGUGCCCUCGACAGAUAAUCCUUUCCAGCAUUUGCUACCAGCUUUGUUGACUGUUCAGCGAUAUCAGCGCCAGCAGCAGCUGCAGCAGCAGCUGCAUCCGUUGCAGCAGGUGGAAAAGGAGUGGUGGCAAGGCGUGGUGCUCGAGCGGGUGCUGGAGGUGUUUCUAUGCAGCUUGCGGAUGCUGCUGCUUGCGCCUGCCCCAGUUGAGGGUUUUUCUUCUCUUUGUCUUCGUUACUCAGUUGAAUUCCUCGCAUGCCAGCCUUUGGCUUUGAGUGAUGGGCUGGCUCAGCAGGUGAAGGCGCUGCACGAUAGCGACAGCUUCCUCUCUUCUAUAGAGGGUCAAGUGCAGCAACAGCAGCAGCAGCAACUGAUGCUGCAGCGGUUCUUCUUUUCAAAAGAAGAAGGAGUACAGCAGCAGCUGCUGGUAGGAGAGAUAUCAUCGUGGAGAUGGGCGACAGCCAGCUCGCUGUUAGCCAACAUCAUACAAAACUAUGGAAGGAAAGACAGGGCCAUGGGGACCGGGUCAACGUGUGCAGCGAUUCGUCUGCUGCUGCGUCUUCACCUCGAGAGCUGUUUGAGAGGCACUUGCGUCGUGCUGCAGCGUCUUGAGAAAGAUUUAAAAACGCAUAUUUGUAACAGCAAAGAAACUGAAGAAGCAGCAACAGAUGACACUGCCGCCACACAGAUGGAGAGGCGUAUAGCGAGCGCAUUCGUGGGCCUACAGUGGUUAUGGGAGCUGCGGGAGGCUCUGCUUUCCUAUGGUGACGAUGCAUCAACGCCACCACAUGCAGAUAGAAUACAACUGACAACGGGUGCGAGGAUUGCUGCUGUCCAGCUGCAGCAGCAACAACAGAACCUCCUCUGUCUGCUGCUUGAGGCUGCCCAGCAUGCGCAGCAAAACGCUACUCUUCGCGGUGCUCUUCUUCUUCUUUUCAGCCGCAUCUUCGUGACCUUCCUCUCACUCCCUCGACUCAUGACACCUCAAGAAGGGGAGGAAACAAUUCCCUGCUCCGGCCCCCCGGAGCAUCUGACACAGCUCUGUGCAGCGCGUCUAAGUGAGGCUGCUGCUGCAUGCAGUGCAACAGCUACUGACACCACCGGCAAAGCCAGCAGCUCGUGCUGUGACUGCUUCGGAAGCUGCAGCGCGGGACACACAACCGUUAUAUCUGCUGCAGAGUUCGAAGGGGCUCGUCGCUUCCUCCUUUCCAGCAGCAGCACAGACGAUGCAGAUUCUGCUGCUGCAGCGCCACCGCCUGACAGCGUACCUGCUGCUGCUGCAUCGUAUGCGCAAUUCAUUUCUCCUGUUGAGUCGUUGAAUGUAGUUGUACGCAGCCUGCUGCAGAAGCUGGAGGCCCUGGAGAAGCUCAAAGUCGAUUUGGACACAGAGCGAUCCAAGAUACAGCUCAUCCACUCUUGCGCGGAGGAGGCGCGGUCUAUUCAGGAGAGGUUAACAAGGGUAGAGGCAAGAGGGGCAGCAGCUGCAGGGCCCCAGUGCGGCGGACUUGUGCUGCUGCUGCAGUUAGCCUACCGCGUGCUGCUUGCAGGCCUCUCAGUAAAGUUCGCUACAGUGUGGCCUGAGGUGGUGGAAGCUGUCACCGACACCGUAGAGGCCUUUCAGGCCUUCGUUCUUCCUCCUCUCGCAUUCUCUCCCCACACUUCCGCGGACGGCUCGGGGGCUGCAGAACAGCAGAAGCUGCGUGCGCUGCCGGCGGAGCAGCAGCAGCGGAAUGCAGCACUCGCUUUUGUGUGGAGCCUUGUGGUAUCUGAGACACACAGAGCGCUAGGCCAACUCGACCAAACCCAGCAGCAGCAGCAGCAGCAGCAGGAAGAAGGGAAUCAGCUGCAGCAUGCGCAUCUUCGUGAGGCAGCAGGUUCUGCUAUAAACAGUUGUCAAGACUGUGUCUUAAGCGCAUGGACAGCAGCUCGAGAAGAUGAAGUUGCUGCUGAGGAGACAGCACCCCUCCAGCGGCAUUCUCAUCUCUUGCGAAUUUUGCAACGCUUUGGCUCUCGUGCAGCAACAGCUACUGACGCCACCGGCAAAGCCAGCAGCCCGUGCUGUGACUGCUUCGGAAGCUGCAGCGCGGGACACACAACCGUUAUAUCUGCUGCAGAGUUCGAAGGGGCUCGUCGCUUCCUCCUUUCCAGCAGCAGCACAGACGAUGCAGAUUCUGCUGCUGCAGCGCCACCGCCUGACAGCGUACCUGCUGCUGCUGCAUCGUAUGCGGUGGGGCCCGAAGGCAAUUGGUUUAAAUGUGUGCUGAGUUUCACAUUGUCUUCGCAUUACACCUCGAUAUACACAAACCCUCAGGGGACAACGAACGGGGAGGCAGCAGCAGCGGCUAGUCUGCAUGCAAGUCCAGCUCUUGUCAAGAGUCUUUGCUUGGCUUUGAGGCUGCUCAACAGCAGCGGCCUUUCAGAGGGGAAGGACGUGCAGCAGCAGUACUGCAUGCGGGAUUUGUGUCUGAUGGCGGUUAAGGCUUUGUUGCCGAAUUUGUCUUCGGGCUCUCCUCAGCUUCGUCUGUGGUCUCUGCGCUUUAUCAGCAGUUGCGAUCCCUCCUCCCUGUUAACAUGUUCCUGCUGCAGCUGCUGCAGCACCGUGGUAGGGCGUCCUAGCUGCUGCCCUCUGCAGCAAUUCAUUUCUCCUGUUGAGUCGUUGAAUGUAGUUGUACGCAGCCUGCUGCAGAAGCUGGAGGCCUUGGAGAAGCUCAAAGUUGAUUUGGACACAGAGCGAUCCAAGAUACAGCUCCUCCACUCUUGCGCGGAGGAGGUGCGGUCUAUCCAGGAGAGGUUGACAAGGGUAGAGGCGCGAGGGGCAGCAGCAGCAGGGCCCCAGUGCGGCGGACUUGUGCUGCUGCUGCAGUUAGCCUACCGCGUGCUGCUUGCAGGCCUCUCAGUAAAGUUCGCUACAGUGUGGCCUGAGGUGGUGGAAGCUGUCACCGACACCGUAGAGGCCUUUCAGGCCUUUGUUCUUCCUCCUCUCGCAUUCUCUCCCCACACUUCCGCGGAUGGCUCGGGGGCUGCAGAACAGCAGAAGCUGCGUGCGCUGCCGGCGGAGCAGCAGCAGCGGAAUGCAGCACUCGCUUUUGUGUGGAGCCUUGUGGUAUCUGAGACACACAGAGCGCUAGGCCAACUCGACCAAACCCAGCAGCAGCAGCAGCAGCAGCAGGAAGAAGGGAAUCAGCUGCAGCAUGCGCAUCUUCGUGAGGCAGCAGGUUCUGCUAUAAACAGUUGUCAAGACUGUGUCUUAAGCGCAUGGACAGCAGCUCGAGAAGAUGAAGUUGCUGCUGAGGAGACAGCACCCCUCCAGCGGCAUUCUCAUCUCUUGCGAAUUUUGCAACGCUUUGGCUCUCGGUGGGGUAGCUGGGCCUUCUCACGCACAAGACAGAAGCAGAAGCAGCGGCAGUCCCUAGUUGAUGAUGGCAAUGAAGAUGCAGCCGCAGAAACUAAGGAGACACAACAACAGCCAAAUGCAGCUCAGGGGGCAAUGGCCUGGAGACGUAGCUUCUCUCAAAAUGCUCUCCGCUUCUUGCUGAUGUAUGGACGGUGUAUUGCUCUUCAACUAACCCGUUCCGCUGACAGUCGAAAUCAACUCGAGACAAGCGAGGGAGUGGAUGAAGAUAUGCUAACCCGUUCCGCUGACAGUCGAAGUCAACUCGAGACAAGCGAGGGAUUGGAUGAAGAUAUGACUUUAAUGCUUUGUCGGGAGCUGCAGCAGGUGCUGAAGCCGUACUAUCCUGUGCUGGAGGAGGCGUUGAGGGACAAGGGGGGUGCACCUUCUAGUCUGCUGCGCCUUGUGUUGGGGAGAGAAGAAGCUGAGUUCCAGCUGUUGCAUCGAACAGCAGAAACAAAGGAAGACGUCGUGUUGUUGCCUCAGCACCGAGACUUUAUGUUGCCUCUUAUCGUUCGUCUCCUCAUCAGCAAGACCCAAGUGAAAAUGGGGAGGUCUCCUGGAGUUGUGUUGGCAAACCGGCGAAGAAUAUUCGGCUUGCUGAGCAGCCUUGAGGAGACGGAGAUUUCAAUGGUGCUGGCGGUGUUGUCGCUGCGGCUGCUGCGCCUGACUCCCCGUGUCAGUGACCCUGUUGCUGCUUCACGAGAAGAAGAUAUAAGGGCUUCAACUCCUCUAGAGGGUAUGGAUAAGGAGCGGGCACUUGUCUCCUUCAUUCGUUGGCAAUACCGCAGAGCAAAGAGCUUGGGAGACGCUGCCUCUUGGGCUGCAGCUGCUGGUACUGCUGCUACUACUGCUGCCGCUGCAGCAGCUGCUGCUGCUGUUGACUCCAAGUGCGAGGAGGCGGCGGAGGAGCCCCCAGUCUAUGUGACCCUAUCAGAUCAGCUGCUGGGGCCAUCAUCAUCAACUCAGCUGCACGGGCUUCUCAAGUCGCUGCAGCAUCUGGUUCAGAUGCAGCAGCACACAUUGAGGCCAGCAGCACCUUUCCUGGUGUUUCUCUUUGGCGAGAUUCUCCAGCAACUUGUUUCUGUGAAGCCUGAAGACAACGCCGUCACCACCGGGGUGGGGGAGGUUGUAAGAGAGGAAACAGAUAAACCGGAUGCUGAAGAACAGCAAACAGAGAGAGAGAGAGCGUUGGAUGAAGCUGAUGACACCACUGAACUCAUACCAGGGGAGCGGAGAGGCGAGGUGGCUAGUGCUGCAAUCAAUGCAAGACACAGAAAACACUGCAUUCGAAUCGCGAUUGACGCGCUGCAUCGGCUCUUCAACGCCUUUCCGGACUUUGUUGGGGCGUGGAUAAUGCUGCUGGCUCCAGCAGCAAAUGCGCUGCAGCUGCUUCUUGCAACAGCGGUAGAGACGGGGGCAACGGGCUCUUCAGGGGAUAUCAAGGGGGGCAGCAAGUGCCCUGCAGUUGUGCGUUUCGUUGCUUCCUGGGCAUCAAACGCGGAUUACUUUGUGCUGUACGAACAACUGCUCCCCAAGGCCCUCCCGUGUCUCCUUGGGGCUAUAGGGUCUGACCCGCUGCUGCGGUUCCUGCAGCGCAGCAAGAGAAACACGACACCCCUGCUGGAGGUGGCGAUAGAGACGGCUUUGCUGCUAUCGUUUGGAGGCCGCACAAAGGAGCAGCAGGAGGAAGAAUUGCGGCUGUCUCGGCGUGAAUUCAAUGCUAUGAAACAUGUAAAUGAGAGGAGACGCCGACGCACGGGCUACCAAUCAUCUUCUUCUGAUGACAGCGACGAAGAGGAGCAGAACGAACAAGAAAAGGGGUUUAUAGAGAGCGACAAGACAGGGUCUCUGAAAACCUUUAAAGAGGCUUACGAGGCCUUGCAAAGACAACAGCAGCUUCAACAAGAACGAGGGAUACAAGUGUUGCUUCCUCACUUAAGCAUUUUGCUGCACGGCAUGGAGUUGCUGCUAACUGCAAGAAGAGGCGCGACUGCCCGCAAGCAACAUGAAGAGCAGCCAGCAACCCAGCAACAACAAAAACGACUGCAACAACAGCAUCAGCAACAACCCCUCGCUGUCUCUGAAGGGGCCACUGCUCCGCCUCUGCAGGACCCAGCGCAGCCCCAGCCCCUAACGCAGCGGAGAGAGAGACUGCUCCUUGUGGGAUUCAAAGAGCUGCAGCUUCUCACCCGCCUUGCUGCUUAUGCAUGCGCGGACAAGGGCCUACAGCAAGCCUCGUCUGUGAGUAAAGUUUCUGCUUCUGAUGAACUUGCAAUUCCAACGACAGCAAAGCUGGUUCGCCUGCUGCUUCUUUCCUUGCCUCUACGUGUUCGAUCGGGGGGUGCAGCAGCGCGGCAGCAGCUCACACUUGCGGCUAUACAGGGGCUGCUCCCGUCUGUGGCUAGCUGGAGGCGGUCUAUAGCGUCUACCUCUGACGCAGGAAGUGAAGACCUGCAGUGCCGCGCUGCUACAGCUGAAGUGCUGCUGGCGACAGAACUCGCUGCAUGCGGAUGCGAACUGCCUGAGGCUGUUCUCUCGACACAGAUCCGUGACUUUGCAAUGAAGGAGCUGAGUACUUACCGACGUGCUGAGGAAGAGGGGGAAGAUGCAUCACGAACAUCUGCUAAUGCCCUGCCUUCUCUCCUAGAAGAGAGCAGCGGCAGCAGCGGCAGCAGCACAGCGGCUCUACCCAGCAGUAGGGCACUGACACGGGCAGCCACGUGGCGUGUCAGCGUCGCCCUUGUGAUGGUCUGUGCAAACCUCCUGAAGGGGGGGGCCUACGGGGCCCCGGAGGAUCAGAGGCCAGAUGUAGACAUGCAGAUGUUAGUAUUGCUGACGGUGGUGGAGAACUACCUAACUCCUCCUGCCCUGGCCGGAUAUACUGCUAAUGCAUCUGAGGAGCAGCAGGAGUUCUCAGCAGCAGGGGCGAAGAAGGAUGAAGACGCAGAUGCAAAAGAGAAAGAACCAGCAGAUACACCGCAAGGGGUGCAAAAGAGUGCUGAGGCGGAGCCUCUCCAUGCACAAGGAUCCCCGAUGCCUCCUUCGGCUCGCUUACACCUCCCUGCCUCCGCAUUCGAGCCCGUAGUGCAACACAUGCUGUACCUUCUCUCUGAGUGCUCCGACGACCUCACGUUGCAGCACGUGGCUCUGACGAUCGUCCGCAAGGCAGCUGUGGCUCUAGGUGCAGCGGCCUCUGCAGCAGCAACGCGGCGAACAGCAGCGCAGUUUGCUGCAGAUCAGCAGCCACAACAGCAGCAGGAGCUGCAGCAGGACGAGGAACAGGAAGAGAAGAUUCUCAGCGGAUGGCGUUGA
Eimeria mitis is the source of this 8586-nucleotide messenger RNA. RefSeq lists its product as uncharacterized. The record is from RefSeq and is a predicted model, not a curated record. The coding region runs from base 1 to 8586 and encodes 2861 amino acids. Gene Ontology annotation, cellular component: nucleolus; small-subunit processome; 90S preribosome. NCBI's taxonomy places the organism in Eukaryota, Apicomplexa, Conoidasida, Eucoccidiorida, Eimeriidae. The transcript is spliced from 15 exons.